AUGGUGAAGGAACCUGGUCAAGACAGUGCUGGCAAGGCACUGAGCGCAGACGCGCAGAAGGACGCGAAGCAGAAGCGUCCUGAGGACUCCAGACAGAAGCGUCCAGAGCAACGUCUUACCCUGGAUUUCACUGAUUCCCUUAAGAAGGAGUUCGGUGCGGCGGCGGUCCAUAGAGAUGGGUCAUUGGAUUUCUCUGUAUUUCAGAAGCUUUAUGAGAAUUAUCCUGAGAAGCUCUUUAAUUAUCGGGAUGCUAUGGUCGAACUUAUCGCCGAAUGUAAUAACGCGCUUGCUCGUAUGCGUGAACUAGCUCGUGAAGGUACAACCUCAACCACCUCUAUUAGCUAG
This is a messenger RNA of Talaromyces stipitatus ATCC 10500, 345 nucleotides long. RefSeq lists its product as uncharacterized. The record is from RefSeq and is a predicted model, not a curated record. The transcript is spliced from 2 exons. Lineage: Eukaryota; Fungi; Ascomycota; Eurotiomycetes; Eurotiales; Trichocomaceae. The coding region runs from base 1 to 345 and encodes 114 amino acids.